AUGGCGACGACACCCCAGGAAGCGCCGCAGUCGGUGCGCUUCAGCGAUGUCCACGAGGAGAUCCACCCGGCGCAGGCGGUGCAGGAUGUGGCCGGUCUUGCUGGCGCAGAAGACGCACCACGAGAGGGCCCAUUGAGCCCCCAGGCAGAGGCAGAGCUGCGCAACCUUUCGUCGACGCUCCAGAAGGCGCGUCUCCAGACCAAGCGCAUGGAGAACUUCUCGUAUGAGCCCGUCUCACUGCCGCCCUCCCGCGCCCCGUCACCCUCGCCUGUGUCUCGCACCGCAUCCAGCCACUCGACGUCUCACCUCCAGUCCUCGAUGCACUCUCCGCCGCUGACUCCAGCGGGCACAUCUUCGCGAGACGACAAGCAUGACGCCGCCGUACAGCACAGGAAGCUGUCCAGCGAUCCCGCCAUGAUGACUCCACAGGUCUCACCCCCGCACGAGCCUCCGCCCACGUCAAUGGACGCAUCGGUGCACGAGCAACAGCCACAAUCGCAAGCAGUGGCUGCAUCUCAAAUGCCCUCUUCGCGACCAUUCUCCGUAUCUGAUGUGCCUGAUGUAGUCCAGCCUCUCCCAAGACAUGGCCCAACCUUCACAGUCGGCCCUGCUGGUGACUCGUUACCCGUAUCCAGAGAUGCCAGUCCUUCCGGAUCAGCCGGAAGCCGCACCCCUGGACACCACUCGCCAGGCACAACCACUCCGACUCCAGUGACCUUCAGCCGUCCGUUCACGCCUCAUGGUGAUAGAGAUGAUCCCUACUCGCGCUCGAAACGUGCGCCGCAGCCAAGAAACCUCGACUCACUCGAUGCCCGAUUUAUCUUUGGUGGUCGUGAUAGUCGAAAGCGUAACAGCCAUUCGGCAUCCUCGUCUACCACUUCCCUGGCUGCGCGAAACAAAGGCAGCGCCUCGGACAGAGACGACGACAAGAGGUCCAGCGUAUUUAGCAGCUAUGGAAAGCCUUCGAGCCGCCAUAACUCAGAUAUAGAAAGUGACGCUAAAUCUAGCUCGGGUAAACAUCACGGAUCCAUGUCGGAACUCAAGCGUUUCUUCAGGAUUGGACAGAAGCACAAGGAUAAGGACAAGAGCGAGAAGCAAGAAAAGUCUCCGGCGCCGUCUAUCAAAAAGGCAAGGCCCAGCCGGGUGAGUAGAGCAGGUACAAUGACUCCUUCCAUUACUCAGGGAACGGCUAGCGUGCCUUUUGCCGACGACCAUGGCCUCGAAAGCAAGUAUGGGAAAUUCGGCAAAGUCCUUGGAUCAGGUGCUGGUGGUUCAGUCCGCUUGAUGAAGCGCAGCAGUGACGGAACCACGUUCGCUGUAAAGCAGUUUCGAGCUAGGCACUCGUACGAAUCGGAACGGGAAUACAGCAAGAAAGUUACAGCCGAAUUCUGCAUCGGAUCGACUCUCCACCAUGGCAACAUCAUCGAGACUAUGGAUCUGGUAAACGAGAAGGGCAACUACUACGUUGUCAUGGAGUACGCGCCAUUUGAUCUCUUCGCAAUCGUCAUGACUGGGAAGAUGAGUCGCGAAGAGGUCAACUGCUGUACCCUACAGAUCUUCAACGGUGUAAGCUACAUUCACAGUAUGGGCCUGGCUCAUCGAGAUUUGAAGCUUGACAAUGUCGUCGUCAACGAGCACGGAAUCAUGAAGAUCAUUGAUUUUGGCAGUGCUGCUGUAUUUCGAUAUCCGUUUGAGAAUGAGAUCGUACUGGCGAGUGGCAUCGUCGGAUCCGAUCCCUAUCUUGCCCCGGAAGUGUACGACCUUUCCAAGUACGACCCUCAACCAACCGACAUUUGGUCACUUGCUAUAAUCUUCUGCUGCAUGACGUUACGCCGCUUCCCCUGGAAAGCCCCACGAGUCUCUGAUAAUUCGUAUAAGCUCUUUGUAUCCCCGCCCAACGACGGGCCGAAAUCAAUUACUGGUUUAUCCACCGGAGUACAGUCUGAGCCUGCGUCUCCUCGUCAUAGUACCACGAACGACAUCACAUCUUCGGCGAAUGGCCAAGCUGCGCAGCAACCCCCUGUGAUCAAAGGUCCCUGGCGACUUCUCCGUCUCCUCCCCAGGGAGAGUAGACACAUUAUCGGCAAGAUGCUGGAAGUUGACCCCAAGAAGCGUGCCACAUUGCCGGAGAUCAUGAGCGAUAAAUGGAUAGAGAACAGCCAUGUGUGCUCGCAAGAAGAUGGCGGCCGAGUCAUCCGAUCCCCAGGUCACGAGCAUACACUCGAGCCCGGAGCUGGCGCUGCGCCGCCUCCAAAUCCCCCACAGAAGAAGUGA
Molecule: messenger RNA, 2274 nt
Organism: Dothidotthia symphoricarpi CBS 119687
Lineage: Eukaryota; Fungi; Ascomycota; Dothideomycetes; Pleosporales; Dothidotthiaceae
Product: Pkinase-domain-containing protein
Exons: 3
Coding region: 1-2274 (757 amino acids)
Biological process (GO): protein phosphorylation; intracellular signal transduction
Molecular function (GO): protein serine/threonine kinase activity; ATP binding
Source: RefSeq, a predicted model, not a curated record